AUGCAUCUCCACAGGGUGCCCCUCCGCACGGGGCAGCAGCCCGCUGCGCGGCCAGGCGCGGCGCUGACGGCGCGGGCCGGGGCGAAUCCCUUCUCCAACGGGUGGGAAGGCGUCAAGCGCGCCGCCAACGGCGUUCAGCAGGAUGCGAAGCGGCGUUUCGACGAGGCCAAGGUCGGCGAGAAGCUCAGCGACGCCGCGCGCGUCGCGGGGAGGAAGGUGCGGGAGACCGCCUCCACAGGGGCCGAGGAGCUCAACAGGAGCGCCCGCCGGAUCGAGAACGAGUACGGCGUCUCCGACAAGGCCAAGGGCGCGUGGCGCAAGGCCAAGCAGGCCGCACGCGACGCCGACAACUCCAUGGGCAUUUCUACAAAAGCACGGGCGUUCCGGCGGGACUGGCCGAUGUACAAGCACAACAUCAGCGUGUUCCUCUCAACGCCGCUGGGGCGCUUCCUGACGUUCGGCGCCACGAUCUUCAUCUUCGUGUCCGGCCUCUGGCGCCCCCUCCUCAACUGCACCAUCUGGCUCUGCUUUUUCGGCCCGAUCAUCUUCGCGCCGGUGCUGGCUGCCUAUGCGCGGAUGAAGACGGACGAGGAGGCAGCCAGGGUCGCGGAGGCGCAGCGCCGCCGCCGGAACCCUGCGUACAACUUCACGCAGACGUGGCGGGAGGCAACGCAGGGCGUCGGGGCGUCGGGGCGGACGCGGGCGCGGAAGGACAGCGACGACGACGAGGACGGGCCCAUCAUCGACGUCGAGGCGGAGACGGUGGAUCGCAAGCGCUGA
Molecule: messenger RNA, 780 nt
Organism: Pedinophyceae sp. YPF-701
Lineage: Eukaryota; Viridiplantae; Chlorophyta; Pedinophyceae
Source: the annotation of a GenBank genome assembly